UUUGAGAAAAAGAAGAAAAAAACCCCCAAAUUGUACAGAAUGGUUCGGGUUCGGAAAAAGCCCAACUAAUUUAUCCAACCAGAGGAUCUUUGUAUUUUGGAAUUUUGGCGAACAACUAAUUUAUCUACUUACUGGUUUCUUUGAUAGUCUCCGAGAGAGUUGUGGAAGAGAGAGACCCAAUAGGCCAAGGAAAUGGAUUUAAGUACAAGUUGGAACAUCAGUAACGGCUGUGGAUUCUUACUUUCACCGACUGGUGUGGCUGAUGGUAGCUUUUUCAUACUUUCUCGCCUGACCCAUAAGUUCUCAUGCCCCGUUUGGUGGUACCCAUUUCCCUAUACUCCUAAGGGUUUCUGUAUUGUUCAUUCCAGCAAGAGAAAUUCGCCUUCUGAACCAGUUUUGAAGCCAAACAUUGUUGAACAAGUGUCGGUGGACGAUGAAGACGGCCUUCUCCUUGAUGACUUUGGAGACGAGGAAUCAGUGGAGGGCGAUGAUUAUUUUGAGGAUGAGUAUUUGGCUGAAGAUGCUGAACUCUAUGCCGGAGAUGGAGGUGGGGGAGGCGGAAUCUCACUUGCUGGGACAUCAUGGGAUAAAGAAGCAUUAGCAAUAGCUGAAGAGGUCGCUCUAUCAUUUGAUGGUGAAUUGAAAAUAUAUGCCUUCAAGACAUUAGCAAAUUCCAUCAUUCAAGUACGCAUUGAGAAGCUUUCAAAUAAGUCUGGUUCCCCCGGUAUGACUGAUAUUGAAGCUUUCUCGUCGGCCUACGGAGCAAGGCUAGAUGAAGCCGAGCUUGCCGGAUCUUUUCCUGAGAACAUAGCUUUGGAGGUGUCUUCACCUGGCGUCGAAAGGGUUGUUCAGAUUCCACAAGAGCUUGAUCGGUUCAAGGAUCGGCCUAUGUAUGUUAAAUAUGUAUUAGAUGGCACUGGUUCAUCCACUGAAAGUGAUGGUGUUUUCAGAAUCAUUUCUUUUGAUCUUAGAACACAUUGUUGCACAUGGGGUUUGGCAAAUGUUAGGAUUAAUAGAGAAAAAGCAGGGAAAGGAAGACCUCUUAGCAAAAAACAAAGGGAGUGGAGGUUGAACACACCUUUCGACUCCUUACGUUUAGUCAGACUGUAUUCUGAAAUUUAAAUCUGUGUGGUUUUGUACAAAACCAUUAUAGUUUUCACUGUUAAAAUGCCUAGAUAGACAUAUCACUAUAGUUAAAAAACCAAAAAAUAAAUACAUAUAUCUUCAUGGCAUGUUUGUGUUCCCUUUUAAGUUCCUAAAUGAUGACAAUCGUAGACUUCAAUAAAUUUUGUACUUGCCAUGUAUGAAUUUUUUGUUUAGGCAAAGAAAGAGGAGAGAAGAGUGGGAAAAAUGAUGUAAAGGUUUCUGAUGUUUAUGAGAAUUUACAGCUGAAAUAAACAAAGCAGUUUUUACCACUCG
This is a messenger RNA of Cornus florida, 1419 nucleotides long. RefSeq lists its product as uncharacterized. The record is from RefSeq and is a predicted model, not a curated record. NCBI's taxonomy places the organism in Eukaryota, Viridiplantae, Streptophyta, Magnoliopsida, Cornales, Cornaceae. Bases 193 to 1122 code for a protein of 309 amino acids. The transcript has 5 exons. Gene Ontology annotation, biological process: ribosomal small subunit biogenesis.